AUGAAGAAAAGGUUCAGGUCAGCCUCUCCACGAUUUUUCGGAACUCUUUUCGGGAUCGUCGUCGGAUGUCUUGCACUCACUGUCGUUCACUUCUUCACUCCUCGGACUCGCCUCCAGUAUCCCUUCACGCGUUAUCUCAUGGUUUGAUUUUCAUGGUUUCUGUUCUGAGAGACGGUUGCAGCUUCUGCACAUGAUGCUGGUGGUUUUGGUACCUCUGGUUGUGUCUGCGGCUCUCAAUAUUCUGCUCAUUUUGGCUCUCAAACGGAAUACGAUGCCCAUUCGGAUGCUUAACGACAGCCAUGUUCAACAGUCUCUCAUCACUGCGCGCAACAAGAUUGAACGAAAGGUUUUUUUGGAUAAUAGAUGAAAUCUGGAUUCUUUUCGCUUACUGCAGCAUAAUAGGUUUCAUUUUUGCCUCCAUUAACAGUAUAAGAUAUGCUACCGCGAAGAAUAGAAACAACGUCUUUUAAGAAAAGUCGCUAUGUUGCAGAAAACGAAAAGAUUUCAGAUCUCAUUUAUUGUUGACCAAAUUUACACGUAGAUCAAAUUAUUAUUUUUUUCAUUUCAUUUUUGGAUUUAUUUUUUUCAAAAGGUUGUAACUUGUAGACUAGUCAUUAAUAUGGAUGAAUCAAUCGUAAAAGUUAUUUCGAAAUGUGUUUAACAUCAAUCGUAAUACUGUUUUUAAACGAAACCUCUAGAAAAUAGUUUUGAACUGAUCUUCUUCUGCAGGUGACUUUGAUGGUGACCGUGAUCUUGACCAGCUUCAUUGUCUGCAACGCUCCAGGAGCCGUUGUUUUCUUGAUCAAAGAAGGGAACGAAACAUUCAAUCAGGUCGGUUCAAGGCAGAAAAAAUAUCUUUUCCCUAAUCUCUCCGUGUACGUCAGAUACAAAGCUUUUUGUAUUUGUGAGGUCGCUUUCCGGCUUUCCAGCCCACUCAAAACUACAAAUUACCGGUUGGCGGAGAGGCAAAUUAGAGACCUAGAGACGGAGAUCACGCAAUUUAGCUCAAUAAUUAGACGGUUCGAAGCAGUAUUUCUAUAGGCUAAGUUUUCAGGACGCCAAUCACAUCCUGCUGCAGACAAUUUGCAACUGCCUCGCAGUAACCGGCAAGGUAGCUCUUUCGUUUUCACUUCGGAGACGAGCCACAAAUCCUUGUAGGUUCUCAACUUCCUGCUCUUUUGCCUCUCUUCGGAGCAUUUCCGCGCGCUCUUGCGCAAACGACUGCUUUCCAUUUUGACGACCUGCUCUGCACGGAAAGCCCGUGGCAACAACUACAGCUCGGCGACCAAGACGUUCAGCGUUCCUCUCAACGAGUUAUGA
This is a messenger RNA of Caenorhabditis auriculariae, 1320 nucleotides long. NCBI's taxonomy places the organism in Eukaryota, Metazoa, Nematoda, Chromadorea, Rhabditida, Rhabditidae. The record is from the annotation of a GenBank genome assembly.